AUGACAGAACACGCCUACCUCGAUUUUGCUAUAAAUCCUUUAAAUUCGUACUAUAUCCACCCUAGCGAAAACCCUACCCUUAUCCUUGUUACCUCACUUCUUGAUAGCAAAAAUUAUCUUUCAUGGGCUCGUUCUAUGAAGAUUCAACACCAAACUGGAAAUGGACGUGGCUCACAACCUUCUUCAUACAGAAGCAGAGUUGAGACCUGUUUUGUCAAGCAUGGAUACCCUCCCGAUUUUCAACAUCGACCCAAAGCGCCUUCUAUCAACUCCAUAUCUGCAGAAACUUUCACAUCCUCUACCACCGCACCAUCUGUUCAAGACCAAUGUGGUCAACUUAUUUCUCUACUACAACAACAUCUCAACAAUUCUACUAUGCAGGCUCAAACUCCCCUAGAAUCUGAUAUCAACUCAAUCAUUUCUUCCACUGGUAAUGUCAAUACUAUCUCUUCUUCUAUGGAGUUUGUCCCAGAAAACGACUGGUAUAGCUAA
This is a messenger RNA of Vicia faba (fava bean), 492 nucleotides long. NCBI's taxonomy places the organism in Eukaryota, Viridiplantae, Streptophyta, Magnoliopsida, Fabales, Fabaceae. The record is from the annotation of a GenBank genome assembly.